This is a messenger RNA of Kickxella alabastrina, 1249 nucleotides long. RefSeq lists its product as uncharacterized. Gene Ontology annotation, molecular function: zinc ion binding. Lineage: Eukaryota; Fungi; Kickxellomycota; Kickxellomycetes; Kickxellales; Kickxellaceae. The record is from RefSeq and is a predicted model, not a curated record. Bases 299 to 1108 code for a protein of 269 amino acids. The transcript has a single exon.
GGUAUACUUCUCUUUAUUAGUUUAGUUGUUUUUAAAUAAUUUUCUUGCUUUUUUCUUCUCUUUACGUUUUUCAAAUAUUAUUAUUGAUUUUUUAUUUGUAUGCUAUUUUCGAUAUAUCGACACUAACAAUAACAACCAGUCACACGCAUACACAUAUAUUCACGCAUCAACGCGCAGUUCGACACUUUUACCCAGCGGGCUUUGAGUACCAGACAUUCAAACCCCCCUCUCCCUCAUUCAAUUUUGGGGUUUUGCAUACUGCGCUCUAUUUUGACAGCUUGACGCUGUAUACCACUAUAUGAACGACCCUGGGCAGGCUGGAGCACACCAGCCAAACACAAUAAAGUCAAGCGUGUUUGUCCCACAAAACUGGAACUUUCAGAACAACACGAAUGGGUUAAUCAAUCUCAUACAGGGCGUAGUCCGAGCAAUUGACCGCAAUCUCGCGCCCGAGCGACCUCCACACUCCAUGCAGGCAAAGUCUGGGAUGCACUCAAUGGCGACACACGGCAGCCAUGGCCAGCACAAUGGACACGGUGGGCAUAAUAAUGGACGUGGUGGGCAUAAUAAUGGCCACGGCAGCCACUAUGGCCACGGGAAUCGCUUUGAGGACGGAGGCCAAAUGAACCAAAGUUUCCGUGCACAUGGCCAAGGCCAAAUGAACCAAAGUAGUCAUGGACACGGCCACAGUCAUAGUCACAGCCAGGGGCACAAUCCUCAGCGCGUUUCAAACAUGUCCAGAGUGAGCAUUAUCGACGACAGGGCCUCGAUAUUCAGCCGCAGAUGGGACGCGUUACCACAAGGAUCACGCGCAGUUAUUGGCGAGAAUUCAGUGUUAACAAAUUGCCCGCGAUGCCGGGACAGGGUCAUGACUGUAGUGCGGAGACAAAUAGGAGGUAAAAACGUGGCAGCCACAGCGGUCAUGUCUAUUGUUGGCAUCCUGGUCAAUGCCCCUGCUGCGCUGUUACCGCUAGCACUUACGGUUUUGGAGCUAAACUCACUAAAACGCAAAGUGCAUUACUGUCCAAACUGCAACUACAAAAUGGGCAAGCAUGUUACUAUUAGUAUUCCGUCAGGGCAAUUAACUGACAAGCAUUCUUCCUUCUAAAAAUAAGGCGCACCUUGAUGGUGUAUUGUGAUGGGUUUUUUGGCCUGUUCAAAACUGCGCGCUUCUUUAUACAUCCCUUCCUCCAAAAACUUCCCCAUUUUGUUAUUUUUCGUAAUUUAUUUUAUUAAAAUCUAUUUACAC